This is a messenger RNA of Cornus florida, 1245 nucleotides long. RefSeq lists its product as uncharacterized. Lineage: Eukaryota; Viridiplantae; Streptophyta; Magnoliopsida; Cornales; Cornaceae. Bases 1 to 1245 code for a protein of 414 amino acids. The transcript has 2 exons. The record is from RefSeq and is a predicted model, not a curated record.
AUGUAUGAAGGCCAAGCUACAAACAAAGCUCUAGGGUUCAGUGGUGUGAACUAUGAUUCAUGGAAAAUCAGAAUGGAAGCAUUCUUAAUGUCUCACUCCUAUGAUGUCUGGCAUGCUGUUGUGAAUGGAAUUGUGGUUCUUAGUCCUGAAAAUCCCUUUGAAGCUGAUAAAAUUACUGGGGCUAAUGACGGUAAAGCCAAACAUGUCCUUUACUAUGCUUUAAAGCAACAAGAGUUCAGUAGAGUCAAGAAUUGCAGGUCAGCUAAAGAAAUGUGGGACUCUCUUCAGGCUGCCCAUGAAGGAAGUACUGUCAUUAAAGAAAACAAGAUUCAGCUCUACAAAGUUCAAUAUGAAGCUUGUAAGAUGGAGGAAAGGGAAACUGUAGCUGAGUAUUUGUUUAGGAUCAAUGAUAUUGUCAAUAUGAAAUCCCUUAGUGAAGACAUUAAAGACUCAGAUGUUUGCAAGAAAAUUCUCAGGUCUCUUACACCUAGAUUCAAUGCAAAGGUUACAAUUCUUGAGGAUCAAGACUUAUCUCAAAUAAAGAUUGAUGAUAUACAAGCUUCUCUUACAGCCUAUGAAAUAAGAAUUGGAAUGCCAACUAUUCAAAGAAGAGAAGCUGCACUUAAAGUCAAAGAAGUUACUGAAGAAUCUGAACCAAAGUCUAAGGAAGAUGAUCUUGAAGAGGAUGAAGUGGCCUAUCUGUCAAAGAAGUUCAAGAAAUUCAGAUUUAAAAAGAGAAGUCAAUCUCAAAAUCUAACUUGUUAUGGAUGUGAUUGGGAUUUAGUUUCUGAAGAAGACAAACAUGAGGAACCAAAAGAAGAUGAGUGUUUAUUUUUGGCUACUCUUGAAACACCACAGAAAACAACUGAAGUUGAAAAAGAUAGUGAAGACAUUGACUCAAAGAUUGAAGAAAUACUUGAAGAAUAUGAGAGGCUUGCUGUGAAGUUCAAUCGACAAAAGUCUCAACUGAAAGCCCUUAACUCUGAGCUGCAAAAAUCCAAACAACUUUUUAUUAAACAUUUCAAACUUAAGCUAUCUACUUUAUGUUCAAUUUCUCUUAUCUUCUCAAGUCUAAAGAAGUCUCAAUCCAACACUGAAUGGUUAACCAAAAGAUACAAAGAAGAACCCUCACUAAUUCUUGAAGAAAGGUCUUUGAAAAUGGCUGAGAUUUGGAAGCAAUCCACAAAGCAAAUUGGGAAGACUGGAAUUGGUUACAUUUGUGACACAGCAACCAAAGUAAAAUAA